UUUUUUUGUCCCGCCGGCUCGGCCCCCCGCGACCAGCCAAGGGCUAAGGCCGGGUAUUUCAGAAUCUGAGGUCCGUCUUCUUAUCACAUUUCCGGGGAGGGACGGCUAAGAGCUCCGGAGGAAAAACGGACUUUUUUUGAGGAGCAAAGCGAAGGCAGACGGUGGAUGACGAGGCAUCCCCGCAACUGCAAGUUUUCGCGCGCUUUGGCGCAGGUGGUUGUGGGUAGCGCGCCUGGGAGGGAGAAAGAAGUCGGGGGCCGUGGCGCGCCGCCCGCGGGGCCUGAAGAGAUGUUCGAGGACGAGUCCCACGCUGAGGGGGCGGCGGUGGUCGCCGCAGCUGGGGAGGCGCUACAGGCCCUGUGCCAGGAGCUGAACCUGGACGAGGGGAGCGCGGCCGAAGCCCUGGACGACUUUACUGCCAUCCGAGGCAACUACAGCCUGGAGGGAGAAGUUACACACUGGUUGGCAUGUUCAUUAUACGUUGCAUGCCGCAAAAGCAUUAUUCCCACGGUUGGAAAGGGUAUCAUGGAAGGCAACUGUGUUUCACUUACCAGAAUACUACGUUCAGCUAAAUUAAGAUUCAAGCAAUCCUCCCACCUCACCCUCCCGAGUAGCUGGGACUACAGUUUAAUACAAUUUUUUAGUAAAAUGAAGAAGUGGAUGGACAUGUCAAAUCUACCACAAGAAUUUCGUGAACGUAUAGAAAGGCUAGAGAGAAAUUUUGAGGUGUCUACUGUAAUAUUCAAAAAAUAUGAGCCAAUUUUUUUAGAUAUAUUUCAAAAUCCAUAUGAAGAACCACCAAAGUUACCGCGAAGCCGGAAGCAGAGGAGGAUUCCUUGCAGUGUUAAGGAUCUGUUUAAUUUCUGUUGGACACUUUUUGUUUAUACUAAGGGUAAUUUUCGGAUGAUUGGGGAUGACUUAGUAAACUCUUAUCAUUUACUUCUAUGCUGCUUGGAUCUGAUUUUUGCCAAUGCGAUUAUGUGCCCAAAUAGACAAGACUUGCUAAAUCCAUCGUUUAAAGGUUUACCAUCUGAUUUUCAUACUGCUGACUUUAGGGCUUCUGAAGAGCCGCCCUGCGUCAUUGCUGUACUGUGUGAACUGCAUGAUGGACUUCUAGUAGAAGCAAAAGGAAUAAAGGAGCACUACUUUAAGCCAUAUAUUUCAAAACUCUUUGACAGGAAGAUAUUAAAAGGAGAAUGCCUCCUGGACCUUUCAAGUUUUACUGAUAAUAGCAAAGCAGUGAAUAAGGAGUAUGAAGAGUAUGUUCUAACUGUUGGUGAUUUUGAUGAGAGGAUCUUUUUGGGGGCAGAUGCAGAAGAGGAAAUUGGAACACCUCGAAAGUUCACUGGUGACACCCCAUCAGGGAAACUGACGGCACAGGCUAAUGUGGAGUAUAACCUUCAACAACACUUUGAAAAAAAAAGGUCAUUUGCACCUUCUACCCCUCUGACAGGACGGAGAUAUUUACGAGAAAAAGAAGCAGUUAUUACUCCUGUUGCAUCAGCCACCCAAAGUGUCAGCCGGUUACAGAGUAUUGUGGCUGGUCUGAAAAAUGCCCCAAGUGACCAACUUACAAAUAUUUUCGAAUCUUGUGUGCGUAAUCCUAUGGAAAACAUUAUGAAAAUACUAAAAGGAAUGGGAGAGACUUUCUGCCAACACUAUACUCAAUCAACAGAUGAACAGCCAGGAUCUCACAUAGACUUUGCUGUAAAUAGACUAAAGCUGGCAGAAAUUUUGUAUUAUAAAAUACUAGAGACCGUAAUGGUUCAGGAAACACGAAGACUUCAUGGAAUGGACAUGUCAGUUCUUUUAGAGCAAGAUAUAUUUCAUCAUUCCUUGAUGGCUUGUUGUUUGGAAAUUGUGCUCUUUGCCUAUAGCUCACCUCGUACUUUUCCUUGGAUUAUUGAAGUUCUCAACUUGCAACCAUUUUACUUUUAUAAGGUUAUUGAGGUGGUGAUCCGCUCAGAAGAAGGGCUCUCAAGGGACAUGGUGAAACACCUGAACAGCAUUGAAGAACAGAUUUUGGAGAGUUUAGCAUGGAGUCACGAUUCUGCACUGUGGGAGGCUCUCCAGGUUUCUGCAAACAAAGUUCCUACCUGUGAAGAAGUUAUAUUCCCAAAUAACUUUGAAACAGGAAAUGGAGGAAAUGUACAGGGACAUCUUCCCAUGAUGCCAAUGUCUCCUCUAAUGCACCCAAGAGUCAAGGAAGUUCGAACUGACAGUGGGAGUCUUCGAAGGGAUAUGCAACCAUUGUCUCCAAUUUCUGUCCAUGAACGCUACAGUUCUCCUACCGCAGGGAGUGCUAAGAGAAGACUCUUUGGAGAGGACCCCCCAAAGGAAAUGCUUAUGGGCAAGAUCAUAACAGAAGGAACAAAAUUGAAAAUCGCUCCUUCUUCAAGCAUUACUGCUGAAAAUAUAUCAAUUUUACCUGGUCAAACUCUUCUAACAAUGGCCACAGCCCCAUUAACAGGAACAACAGGACAUAAAGUUAUGAUUCCAUCACAUGGUGUUGCAAAUGAUGCUGCAGAGAUCAAGCUGAUACCUAUUUCCAUGAAUACAAAUCAAGAGUCCAAAGUCAAGAGUCCUGUAUCACUUACUGCUCAUUCAUUAAUUGGUGCUUCUCCAAAACAGACCAGUCUGACUAAAGCACAAGAGGUACAUUCAACUGGAAUAAGCAGGCCAAAGAGAACUGGGUCCUUAGCACUAUUUUACAGAAAGGUCUAUCAUUUGGCAAGUGUACGCUUACGUGAUCUAUGUCUAAAACUGGAUGUUUCAAAUGAGUUACGAAGGAAGAUAUGGACGUGUUUUGAAUUCACUUUAGUUCACUGCCCUGAUCUAAUGAAAGACAGGCAUUUGGAUCAGCUCCUCCUUUGUGCCUUUUAUAUCAUGGCAAAGGUAACAAAAGAAGAAAGAACUUUUCAAGAAAUUAUGAAAAGUUACAGGAAUCAGCCCCAAGCUAAUAGUCACGUAUAUAGAAGUGUUCUGCUGAAAAGUAUUCCAAGAGAAUUUGUGGCAUAUAAUAAAAAUAUAAAUGAUGACUUUGAAAUGAUAGAUUGUGACUUGGAAGAUGCUACAAAAACACCUGACUGUUCCAGUGGACCAGUGAAAGAGGAAAGAGGUGAUCUUAUAAAAUUUUACAAUACAAUAUAUGUAGGAAGAGUGAAGUCGUUUGCACUGAAAUACGACUUGUCAAAUCAGGACCAUGUGAUGGAUGCUCCACCACUCUCUCCUUUUCCACAUAUUAAGCAACAGCCAGGCUCACCACGCCGCAUUUCCCAACAGCACUCCAUUUAUAUUUCCCCACACAAGAAUGGGUCAGGUCUUACACCAAGAAGCGCUCUGCUGUACAAGUUCAAUGGCAGCCCUUCUAAGAGUUUGAAAGAGAUCAACAACAUGAUAAGGCAAGGUGAGCAGAGAACCAAGAAGCGAGUAAUAGCCAUCAAUGGUGAUGCAGAAUCCCCUGCCAAACGUGUCUGUCAAGAAAAUGAUGAUGUUUUACUGAAACGACUACAGGAUGUUGUCAGUGAAAGAGCAAAUCAUUAAUGUUCUUGUUUCUAUGAUAAAAGCACUUUCAGAUUGUUCUGCAGAAAGUUAGAGCUCUGUCCUUCAAACCUUUUAGCCCUAUGGAUGGUAAAUAUUGCUGGAUUAUAAGAAAAAAAUUGCACAAAAAUGUGCUUUUUAAAAUAUUUAUCCAAAAUGUAGUUGACAGAGAUGUAUUUUGAGUUGGAUUGGAAAGGAAUAUUUUAAGUGCCUUUUAAAAAUACUAAUAGUCCAGCCAGAUGCAGUGGCUCACGCCUGUAAUCCCAGGACUUUGGGAGGCCAAGGAGGGCAGAUCACCUGAGGUCAGGAGUUUGAGACUAGCCUGACCAACAUGGAGAAACCCCAUCUCUACUAAAAAUACAAAAUUAGCCAGGUGUGGUGGCACAUGCCUGUAAUCCCAGCUACUUGGGAGGCUGAGGCAGAAUUGCUUGAACCCAGGAAGCGGAGGUUGUGGUGAGCCUAGGUUGUGCCACUGCACUCCAGCCUGGGCAACAAGAGUAAAACUCCAUCUCAAAAAUAUAUUAAUAGGGAUUUUUUUUUUUUUUUAAUGUGUGCUCCUUGAGUUAGUUUUCAAGAUGAAAUUAGGAGAAACCCCAUAACUUUUUAGCUCUAUUUUAAAAAUAAAUGUCUCCUCCUCCUGUGUUUUAUAAUAGGAUAAAUAAUCUACUUUUGGUAAGCAUGCUUUGAGAUAUUUGUAUUCUCAAUUUAAUAUUGAAGGAAGGGGUUGGUUCCCAUAGUACCUGGCCAGAGGGUUAUGUACCAGCCUCUCUCUGGCCCACUGUGGUAAUUCCACAUCCAGGUGCCACCACCAUUCAGGGUUCUCCUUCUCGUGCCUUUUCUCUCCUUGAGCUUUAUAAACAGAUUUGUACCUGAACCCCAAUGCUACACUCAUCCUUGCUUUCCAGCCCUAAGCCAUCUCAGCCUGAUGUCACGACCCAAUAGAUGGGCACUUUCUUCUUUUGUAAACUAUUAUCAUUUUGGUUUCUGCGACAUUAACUUAAUUAUAUAUGAUCAUACUAACUCAUGUAGUUCUCAAAAUAGGCAGCUGCUUCUCAAGCCAGUAGAAUAAAAUUCAGUUAGUUAUUAAAAACAAAAUUCCUGUUAGUAAGGUAACACCAUGAUUAUGUGUGUUAUAUACUAUUUUUGAGAUCAUAGUAUCAGUCAUUCUCAAUAUCUGAAUCCCUAAGAAUAUUUUAAACCUUUUAAAAACCACAUAAAUAUCAUCUUAUGCCUCAUAAUUCCAAUAUAUUUAAUACAUCAGUAAAAUAGCUGCUUCUUAUUUCCCCCGCUUUGUUCUCAGUAUAGUUAGUACAUCAUGAGUUUCCUGCUAGUGUACCACUGGGUACUCCUGAAGAUGUUUGUCCAUACUAGGGAUGCUUUUCAGUAUUAGGGAUGCUUUUUUCAGUGCUAGGGAUGCUUUUCAGUACUAGGGAUGCUUUCCAAAAUAUCACCUCUUACAUUUACUUUUUCUAGUAUGUGUCUGGAAUCCAGAGGACAUGAAAAAGCCACUUAUAAUUAAUUUUGAGAAGUUUUAUCAAAUGUUUAUGUUUCUAACUGCAAACCUUAAUUUUGGAAAGGCACAGUGUUUAACUCACCUGUGUUUAACCAUGGCUAAUUUAAAAUAGUCUAAGAUUUGGCUCUCACUAAUUAGUAUUCUCAAGAAUUUCAUUUUUCAAUUUUAAGAAGAAAAGGGAUUUUGGUCACAUUUUUCUUGUAAAUGAAAAUUACAUCCUCAUUCUUUGUGUAGUAUCUACACAUUGUUAUAAGCCAAAAAACAAAGUCUGUCUUUAAUCCUUGUACAUAUUUGUAUGUUGCUAUAAUUGUUAUUUUUAUCUUAAUUAUUGUGCAAAAUAUAAAUGAGCAUUUGUACAUUGACUGUAUAAGAAACCAUGGGCCGGGUCCUGUGGCUCAUGCCUGUAAUCCCAACACUUUGGGAGGCCGAGGCAGGAGGAUUGCUUCAGUUCCAGACUAACCUGGGCAACAUAGUGAGCCCUCAUCUCUACAAAAAAUAAAAAAAUUAGUUGGGUGUGAUGGCAUGUGCCUGUAGUCCCACCUACUCAGGAGACUGACAUGGGGGGAUCACUUGAGGCUGGGAGAUUGAGGCUGCAGUGAGCUGUGAUUAUACCACUACACUCCAUCCUGGGUGAGAGGGCAAGACCCUUUCUCAGAAAAGGAAAAAAAGAAUUCUGGACAUGUUUUUAUCAGUUUUCAGGACUUGGUAUCAAUGUACAUAAAAUGGCUAAUAAAAACUGGAAUUGAGAUUAUUGAAAAAAACUCUGUAUGACUGGAAGCAGUUGCACAGCUAUCUAAAAUCUGUCUGUUUUAAUAUCUACUUUAUGACUUUAAAAUUCCUUAGAAUAACUUAAAAGUUAAUGUUCCUGUGGUUUCCAGGGUCUAGGGGGAAAAUGAAAAAUAACUGCUUAAUGGAUACAGAGUUUUUUUGCAGGGAGUGAUGAAACUAUUUUGGAACUUGAUAUAGGUGGGGUAGUAGUUGCAUAACAUUGUGAAUUUACUAAAUGCCACUGUAUUGUACGUUUUAAAAUGGUUGAUUUUGUGUUAUGUAAA
Messenger RNA from Piliocolobus tephrosceles (Ugandan red Colobus), 6105 nucleotides. RefSeq names its product RB transcriptional corepressor like 1 (gene RBL1). Gene Ontology annotation, molecular function: RNA polymerase II transcription regulatory region sequence-specific DNA binding. The coding region runs from base 166 to 3543 and encodes 1125 amino acids. Lineage: Eukaryota; Metazoa; Chordata; Mammalia; Primates; Cercopithecidae. The record is from RefSeq and is a predicted model, not a curated record. Gene Ontology annotation, biological process: negative regulation of G1/S transition of mitotic cell cycle; regulation of transcription by RNA polymerase II; cell differentiation. The transcript has 23 exons. Gene Ontology annotation, cellular component: nucleus; chromatin; transcription regulator complex.